Molecule: messenger RNA, 1425 nt
Organism: Musa acuminata AAA Group (dessert banana)
Lineage: Eukaryota; Viridiplantae; Streptophyta; Magnoliopsida; Zingiberales; Musaceae
Product: phospholipase A1-II 5-like
Exons: 1
Coding region: 52-1185 (377 amino acids)
Biological process (GO): lipid metabolic process
Molecular function (GO): glycerophospholipid phospholipase A1 activity
Source: RefSeq, a predicted model, not a curated record
CAAACACAAACACAGUCGAUCGAUCCAUAAUCCUUCUUCUCUGUCAUAACCAUGGCGCAAACAGGUGGCGCUGGGAGCCCAUCAUGGGCGGAGCUCCUGGGAUCCAACCACUGGUCCGGCCUUCUCGACCCCCUCGACGACACCCUCCGCAACCUUCUCCUUAUGUGGGGUGACAUGUGCCAGGUCACCAGCGAUUCCUUCAUCAGCGACAACAACUCCCAGUAUCACGGCCGCUGUCGCUACUCCAAGAACAGCCUUCUCGACAAAACCUUCUUCCCCAGUGCUGCCAACUACGCGGUGGUGGAGUACCUGUACGCCCUGUCAACGUUUCUCUUUGUGCUGAAGGAAUCCAACUGGAUGGGCUACGUUGCGGUCUCCAGCAACGCGCAUGCCGAGGCCAUCGGCCGCCGCGACAUCUACAUUGUAUGGCGCGGCACCAGCCGAAUAAUGGAGGCUUUCGAGGAUAUCACCAUUCCUCUCGUGCCAUUCGACCAAGACAACAGCGAUGUGAAGGUCAUGCUCGGCUGGCGCGACAUCUACAACUCGAGCGAUCCCAACUUCGACUUCAACAAAAAGAGUGCACGAGAGCAGCUGCUUGAAAUAGUAAAAGAGCUAGUCGGGAAAUACAAAGACGAGAACCUGAGCAUAGUUUGUGUUGGCCACAGCUUGGGAGGCGCCCUCGCCAUCUUAAGCGCUUAUGACAUAGUGAAACAUGGGCUGUCUAAGAUUGGGGAGACGAAGGAGUACUUCCCAGUAUGCGCCAUGGUGUUUGAAUCCCCUCGAGUGGGGAAUCAGGCUUUCCGUGACAGCUGGGAGCAGCAGCCCAACCUAAGAUUACUACGUGUCAAGAACAAGGGAGACCCUGUUCCUGACCUGCCACACCUAGUGCUGGGCUAUGUUGACGUUGGCACAGUUCUGGAUGUAGCUUCGGAGCAAUCAAGGCUCUUGAAGAAUGGGGGGGGCAAGCAUAACCUGCAAGUGAUCCUGCACACUGUGGCCGGGUGGGAGGGGGCUGGCGGCGGCUUCGACCCGACCAGAGUGAAGAGGAGCCCUGCGCUGGUGAACAAGGACGGGGACGAUUUGGUGGCCGAGUUUAAAAUACCGUCGUCGUGGUGGGUGGAGAAGAACAAAGGAUUGGUGCUCGGUAAGGAUGGCGACUGGGUGGAGGCGCCGCCUGGGAUGUGAAUGUGCACGUGUCGCCGAUGCUGCGUACUGUAAUUACGCACGUAUCGUCGUCUGCUUCAGCCCACCGCAUGUGAAUGUCAGGCGUGCAUACUAUAGCAGUCAAGUGGCUCGUGGGUCAUCCCCACCGUAAAAUAAAUGCACGCUGCUAAAUUAUUUAAUAACCGAUGAAGUAAAAAUGGAUGAUAAUAUAUUUUAUAUAAAAAUAGGUGCAUGGAUAGAUGGCACCCAUAUUAUCUACUA